Molecule: messenger RNA, 1008 nt
Organism: Rosa rugosa (rugosa rose)
Lineage: Eukaryota; Viridiplantae; Streptophyta; Magnoliopsida; Rosales; Rosaceae
Exons: 1
Coding region: 338-637 (99 amino acids)
Source: RefSeq, a predicted model, not a curated record
UGGCGGAUGGAAGAAAGAGAGAAUGAUUCUGUAAUGUAUGUUAUGCUACGACUUGCUCAUAGGACCAAAAAGGUGGUCCUUGACGAAAAUGUAUUGCAGAAGGCAUCUUGGACAUAUUCCCAGUGGCCAAGAGUCCAAGACGAUAAAAAGUGAAAAAGGAUAUGUAUAAAGUGGUAGAAUAGAAAAAGGAAGAGAGAAGUAAACAUUGAACAGCAAGUUGGAUAAGCUUAUAAACUAUAAAGGAAAAUCUGCAAGCUUUCCUAGUAAGAUGGCUCAUCAAUGUCCAAAGCCAUAUAUACAGCAUGUUAGAUCAUACGGUUAGGUGAGAAGAAGCAAUAUGGAGGCAUGGCCGUCCAGUUCUUCUAGGGGACAAAAAUCGAAACGCUGUGAUAAAGCCACAGAGUUCCUUUACAGUGCUUGCUUGCUGUGCAUUUCAUGCCCGUUAACAGUUGUCUGGUGCUGCAUCGAGCUACCGUGCAAGGUUGGAUGGCAUGCUGCGAAGCCUGCAAGGAAGAGCGUUUGUGGAUCAGGGAAGAGAGUUUGUGCAUCAUAUUCUUCGUUUUCUGACAUUGACUUGAAUAUUCUGCCUGGUAAGUCGCACACAUGCACCAAAAGUAGUUUGAGAGCUCCUAGCUAGAAGCAGGAUGACCCAUUUGGCUAAUCAGUUGAAACUCUAAGUCUGCAGCAACCAAAACCCCUGUAGUGUUCCUCUGUUUCUGUUAACUAAUAGUUCUAUUAUUGUUUGUUUUCCAUGUUGAAUUUGCUGCCAAGCAUUUAUUCCAUUUAGCAUAUUUAACGUGUACUGUGAUCCUAUCAUUGGUAUUUAGAAAACAUAUAUGUCAAAUUUCAGCUGCAAUACUUUGUGAUUUGCAUAGUAUCAAGGCCUAUUGGACCACUCAAACUGCUGCGAGUGGCUUGGUUGCUGUGAUAGGCUAUACCACCACUUGUGUAAGAAAGGAGAUAAUAAGAGAAAUAUUUACCCGUGAGUCUGGAUUUUCCUGUCACUUU